AUGAUCAAUGCUGUAAUGAUUUUCACCCCUCGUGGUGAACUAUUAGUUUUCAAAGUAUUCAAGAGUUCUGUUAAGAGAACAAUCUCCGACAUUUUUCGAGUACAAGUUAUCAAUAAUGAUAAUAUUAGAUCUCCAAUUCUAACACUUGGAUCAACUACUUUCCAUUUUAUUAGAACUACUGCUGGUAGUAAAUUAUGGUUAGUAGCUGUCACUCGAAGCAAUGCAGAUAGUGGUGCCAUUUGGGAGUAUUUAUAUAAACUUAAUAGUUUGAUGGAGGUGUAUGGGUUAACUCAUGAAGACAUUCUAAAAGAUGAAUUUAUUGUAUGCCAUGAAUUACUGGAUAUAACGCUAGGUAUGAAUGGUUUACCUAUGGAUACCGAAUUAAGCUCAGUUAUAGGAAAAAUGACAUUAAAACCUGCACAGGUUUUAACCAGCUCUGCAGAUAGAUCAGAUAUACUGGCAUCUAGUGUCACAACUUUAGGCCAUAAUUCUACACCAAUAAGCAUGCCCAAAUUCUUAAGUAGAAAUAGUAAUAGAUCAGUCACCCAAGAAUUUGAAUCACAGUUUUCACCAUCUAACAUUCCUUGGAGAUCUCGAGAUAUAAAAUAUAAGAAGAAUGAAAUGAUUGUGAAUGUAAUAGAAAAAAUAAAUGUGCUGGUUGGGAAAGAUGAUAAUAUACUGAGAGCGUAUGUAGAUGGUACCAUUGAUAUAACUGCGCAUCUUUCUGGAAUGCCAAUGUGUCAAAUAGGCAUGAAUGAUUUAUCAACGAUACAAGGAGGUGAAAAUGCCCAUUGGACCAAUGAAGAUAGAGCAUCUAAUAGAGAUGCAAUGCCAGAUGUAAGUGGUGAUAGGGUUAUAUUAGAGGGCUCUAAAUUUCAUCAAUGUGUAGCACUUGAUAAAUAUAAUAAGGAUAAUGUAAUUUGGUUCAUACCUCCAGAUGGCCAAUUCGAAUUAAUGAAAUAUCAUGUAAGCAAUAAUUUAAAUUUGCCAUUUCGAAUCACCCCUCAAGUGACAUUAACAUCUCAUGGUACUGCAUUAUCUUAUGCCAUUAAAUUAAAAUCAUUAUUCCCUCGUAAAUUAUCUGCAGAAAAUGUCGUACUUCGUAUACCUGUACCACCAGGGACGCUAGAUUGUAAAAUAAAUGCAUCUGAUGGUAAAUGCAAAUUUAUUCCAGAGGAAAAUUGUAUGGUAUGGUCUUUUCAUAGGUUUAAUGGCUCCACAGAGAAUCAUUUAAAUGCUCAGACUGUCCCAACACAAUCAAUCGCAUCUCAAUCGAUAAAACAAUGGACUAGGCCACCUAUGUCUUUAGAUUUUAAAGUUUUGAUGUUUAGCAAUACGGGGCUAAUCGUUCGUUAUCUAAAAGUUCAAGAAAAAAAUAUGCACUACAAUACAAUAAAAUGGAUUAAAUACAUUUCAGCUGCUGGAUCAUAUGAGGUCAGGUAUUAG
Messenger RNA from Henningerozyma blattae CBS 6284, 1446 nucleotides. It is a transcript of the gene APM4, whose product is annotated as Apm4p. Lineage: Eukaryota; Fungi; Ascomycota; Saccharomycetes; Saccharomycetales; Saccharomycetaceae. Gene Ontology annotation, biological process: clathrin-dependent endocytosis; intracellular protein transport. Gene Ontology annotation, cellular component: AP-2 adaptor complex; cytoplasmic vesicle. The transcript has a single exon. The record is from RefSeq and is a predicted model, not a curated record. Gene Ontology annotation, molecular function: clathrin-cargo adaptor activity. The coding region runs from base 1 to 1446 and encodes 481 amino acids.